AGACAUCACAGCGGAGCUUGGCGAAGAGGCGGCGCGGUCAAUUCAAAGUUCUCGUAGUCUGCCGCCCGAAGAGGGGACCACAGGGGAUACAGCCAAUAUAUCGGAUGGUAUCGAUGCACCAUCAGCCCACAGGCGGGAAGCGAGUGAUGAAAAAAGACAAGCGUGUGAAUGCAGCCAUGCAGCUCGAUGCCUCUGGCUUAUCACCGAAGAUGGAGCGGCACUUGGCGGCAGCAGGGUGAUGGCGACCUGACGACUGACGACUGACGACUGGCGACUGACGACCUCGUGGCCAAAGGCAUGGCAGUUGCUUCUCGUGCGCCGUCUCCUGAUGCAAUGGUUCGCCCAGCUGCAGUUCAUCACUCUGGAACCGUAUUGCUUGUCGCAGAACUUUCGUGACGGCCUGCGACUCUGCAUCAACACGCCUGCUGCGUCUGCCACAUUGGUCGGUCGGUCCCGGCGCACAUGGUUACAGGCUGAGCGACGCACACGUGCUCGCGCUUAUCUCUUACCUUCACACGGUCGAUGUGACCUUGGCUCGAGUUCUCCAGAUCGAUUCGAAGGCUGUUCACAAUGCAACAAACGCAGGCCUCCGAUGUGGUCGGCGAGCCACAACUCACCAUGGAAGAAGCGAUGAAGAUGGAGGACAAACUUAGCGUUUUGUCACCGUCCGUGGCACCCAAAUAUCGAGGAACCUCUACCGACCAGAAUGACAUGAUGACGCUCGGCAAGAAACAAGUGCUUAGGAGGAACUUUCGUUUCGUUACUAUGCUGGGGUUCGGAAGCACGGUCAUUUGCAGCUGGGAGGUACUGCUUCCAGUCUUCACAUUCGUGCUUAUCGAUGGAGGCUAUGGGGCUUUGUUCUGGGGCUUUAUUGCUGUAACCAUUGGAAUGCUCCUCAUUGACAGUGCCAGGUGUCCCACUGCUGGUGGUCAAUAUCAUUGGGUCUCUGAAUUCGCUCCUCCCAAGUAUCAAAAGUUCCUGUCCUAUGCCACUGGGUGGCUAUGUGCUACGGGCUGGCAAGUCUUCCUAGCCUCUGUGGCGUUCAUGGUUGGCGGAAUCAUUCAAGGUCUGAUUGCCCUCAACAACCCUGACUAUGUCUUCGAGCGGUUCCAUGCAACCCUGCUCUCCAUAGCUAUCAUUUCCUUUGCUGUCCUCUUUAACACCGUCUUGGCGGUAAGACUCCCGCUCGUGGAAGGCAUAAUCCUCAUUCUACACAUCGCUGGCUUCUUUGGAGUUUUCAUCCCACUCUGGGUUUUGGCUCCGAGGGCGCAUUCGGACAUCCUCGUAAAAUUCACGAACGAUGGCGGCUGGCCAACGACUGGCAUCGCUGCCAUGAUUGGCCUGACAACCCCUCUGACAGCUCUUAUCGGCUAUGAUUGCUCGGUUCAUAUGAGCGAGGAACUUGUCGAUGCCUCAUACAGUAUGCCACGUGCCAUCAUGUGGACUGUCGGUCCCAAUGCAGUGCUCGGGUUCUUGAUGGCUGUCACGCUCUGCUUUACUGCCGGAGAUCCCGCCGCGCUUCUCGAGACGCACACAGGACAACCGUUCAUCCAGGUCUUCUACAAUGGCACCCGCAGUCUUUCUGGAGCGACCGUAAUGUGCGCGAUCGUUGUCGUGUGCUUAACCUCUUGCUGCAUCAGCGAAGUUGCCACAGCCUCUCGACAGCUUUGGUCCUUCGCUCGUGACAACGGACUGCCGUUCUCAGCGUGGAUAAGACAUGUCACGCCUGGCUGGAAUAUUCCUUUGCGAUCGGUAUUGGUGUCGUUUGUCAUCACAUCACUGCUUGCUUGCAUCAAUCUCGGAUCGACCACUGCACUGAACGCUAUCAACUCUCUGGGUGGAGUAAGUGUUCUUGGCAGUUAUUUCAUCACCAUAGCUUGCCUUAUCUGGAGGCGGCUAUACGGUGAUCCCCUGCCACCUCGACGUUGGUCGCUUGGCAAAUUCGGACUGCCGAUCAACAUACUCGCUCUGCUUUUCCUGGUACCACUCUGGUUCUUCUCUUUCUGGCCUUUAGCCCAACCCGUCACAGCGCAAAGCAUGAACUGGAACAGUACGAUGUUCGGAGGCAUGAUAAUAGUAUCCUUGGCAUACUACCAUCUAUGGGGCAAGCAGGUGUACACAGGGCCAGUCGUGCUUGUAAAGCGAGAUGUGUAG
Molecule: messenger RNA, 2154 nt
Organism: Pseudocercospora fijiensis CIRAD86
Lineage: Eukaryota; Fungi; Ascomycota; Dothideomycetes; Mycosphaerellales; Mycosphaerellaceae
Exons: 4
Coding region: 571-2154 (527 amino acids)
Biological process (GO): transmembrane transport
Cellular component (GO): membrane
Molecular function (GO): transmembrane transporter activity
Source: RefSeq, a predicted model, not a curated record